Messenger RNA from Lithohypha guttulata, 717 nucleotides. RefSeq lists its product as uncharacterized. Lineage: Eukaryota; Fungi; Ascomycota; Eurotiomycetes; Chaetothyriales; Trichomeriaceae. The coding region runs from base 1 to 717 and encodes 238 amino acids. The transcript is spliced from 2 exons. The record is from RefSeq and is a predicted model, not a curated record.
AUGUGUGUGGCAGUGCCAGGAAGCAGUGGCUAUUACAGCAGUCUGGCCACAGUGACCGUGACCAAUACGGCGACGAACACAGCUGGUGCGCCCCUGCGUCCUACCACAAACACGGUCACCACUCUAACAACUACAGGUACCGCUGCUUCAACAGUCCCUUAUCAGACCCCAGUAGGCACAGGUGGAGCUGUCCUCACAGGUCCUGUGGCAGAAUCAAGUGGCGGAGGUCUGAGUGGUGGCGCCAUUGCUGGCAUCGUCAUUGGUGUCAUCGCUGGUAUCAUCCUGCUCUUCCUCUUAUGCCUCUGCUGCUGCGCCAAAGGUCUUAUCGACGGCUUUCUCGGAAUCUUCGGCCUCGGUCCUCGGCGUCGAAGAAGGCGUGAGGAAGUGGAGGUAUAUGAGGAAAGACAUCACCAUGGCGGCCGUACGUGGUAUGGUGCACAACGACCUGAGACCACAGUGGUCAAUGAGAAACGCAAACAAAGCGGACUUGGCGGAUUUGGAAAAGCUGCUGUAUUCCUUGGUGGUCUGGCAGCCAUCCUGGGUCUGAAGAGGAGGAAAGAUCACAGGGACGACAAGAGUAGUAGCGGAUACAGCUAUUACGACUCGGAAUAUUACACAAGCAGUAUUCGUCAGCAGGCAGAACAAGAGGUAGCCGAUCGAGGUCGAGAUCUAGGAGAUAAAACACUGGAGAAAUUGCUGCUGUAUAUACUUUUGUAG